This is a messenger RNA of Syngnathus acus (greater pipefish), 3098 nucleotides long. Its product is annotated as sodium/hydrogen exchanger 9B2. The record is from RefSeq and is a predicted model, not a curated record. Gene Ontology annotation, biological process: proton transmembrane transport. Gene Ontology annotation, cellular component: membrane. Bases 415 to 2190 code for a protein of 591 amino acids. NCBI's taxonomy places the organism in Eukaryota, Metazoa, Chordata, Actinopteri, Syngnathiformes, Syngnathidae. Gene Ontology annotation, molecular function: antiporter activity. The transcript has 13 exons.
CUAAAAUCAUGGCGACAGUACUGCUGUAAGACUGUACUGUUACAGACAAGUGUUAUUAUAGCAAUUACAAACCGAAGGCAUCAAGGAUCGAAGCACAUUGUAAAUCAGGAGGCGUGGAUUCACGCAAAUUGUGCGAAAUUACUACGCCCAUGUCGAUGACGUAGUAGUUGCAACCCAUUCAUGAAAUUUACAAAGUUAGCUAGCUGCUAGCAUAAACUGGAUGGAACGAGAAACAAGAGUGGGGACACACUUUGGAAGGAACAUCCACGUUCACCUACUUCUUCCACUGCUAGUCGCGCCAUAUGGCCAAGCAUGUGGAGACAUACAAGUACUGGAACUGCCCCAUCUAUGGCCAGCAACUCCACCCCUCAGUUGAAUGUUCUUUGACAGAAGAGUGGAGCAGAUAUUCUGGAGAUGAUUACCAUGGAGGACACCCGGUCCAAACCUGCCACUCCGGAGCCUAAUCUCGUACCCAGUCCCGCACAAAGUCCUGCACCCAGUCCCGCACCAAGUCCUGCACCAAGUCCCGCUCCAAGUCCACUUCUUGACAGAAUCCCAUUGCCGUCAGGAAACCAUGUGGAGCAUCUUAAUGUGAACCAGAUCCAGGUAGUGGUACGACGUUGUUCCAGUCCAAAUGUCACAGAGGAAACCACCUAUUUUCUUCCUCGUACCCCUGUGGUGGAUGCUGGCACCAACACAGAACCACCACUUGUUUGCUGCCCCUUGCUUCACAGAUUUUGCCCUUGUCCUCCAAGAGGCCUUGUGGCCUCUGUCAUUACAAAAGUCCUCUUGGCUGCGGUGCUCUUCGGAGUGGUGUGGUCCGUCACAGAGGAUGAAUGUCUUCCAGGUGGUAACCUGUUUGGCAUUACGGUGCUUUUCAUCUGCGCGGUCAUUGGUGGCAAACUGGUGGCUCUGAUCCGCCUGCCUAGGCUUCCACCUUUACCUCCACUUCUUGGUAUGCUGCUUAUGGGUUUCAUGCUGAGAAAUAUCCCAGUAAUAACAGACGGUGUGUACAUUAACUUCAGGUGGUCCGCCUCUCUCAGGAACAUUGCGCUGGCGGUCAUCCUGGCCAGAGCCGGUCUGGGUUUGGAUCCCUCGGCUCUGAGGAAGCUCAAGUCUGUGUGUUUACGUGUGGCAGUGGGGCCGUGCAUUAUUGAGACCUGCACUAUAGCUCUGGUCUCCCACUUCCUCAUGGGUUUACCGUGGGUGUGGGGCUUCAUCCUUGGCUUUGUGCUUGGUGCUGUGUCGCCAGCAGUGGUGGUGCCCUCCAUGUUGCUUCUGCAGAAGGACGGUUACGGCGUGGAGCAGGGCAUCCCCACUCUGUUGAUGGCAGCGGGCAGCUUUGACGACAUUCUCGCCAUAACAGGAUUCACGACAUGCUUGGGUGUUGCUUUUGCUACAGGUUCCACAUGGUACAACAUCUUGAGAGGUGUGCUGGAGGUGGCCGGUGGCUUGCUUGCUGGGAUCCUUCUUGGUUUCCUCAUCCAGUACUUUCCCAGUCUCGACCAGAAACACUUGGUGAUGAAGCGAUCCUUCCUGGUGCUCGGCCUGUCUGUCUUUGCUGUGUUUGGCAGCGGUGUUGCUGGAUUUCCUGGUUCUGGUGGCCUCUGCACUCUAGUGUUGGCAUUUCUUGCUGGUCUCGGAUGGGGUACAGAAAAGGCACGCGUGGAGGAAGUGGUGGGCUGGGCAUGGGACGUUUUUCAACCACUUCUCUUUGGAUUAAUCGGAGCAGAGAUUAGAGUGUCGGAGUUGGAGGCACAAACAGUUGGUCUGGGUAUUGCUUCUCUGGUCAUUGCACUGCUGGUUCGUCUACUUUUCACCUACGUUUGCGUGUUGUUCGCCGGCUUUAACAUUCGAGAAAAGCUUUUCAUUGCCCUGGCUUGGAUGCCCAAAGCCACAGUGCAGGCAGCCAUUGGCUCGACAGCUUUGGACAUGGCCAGGACAAGGCAGGACAAGCAGAUGCAGAAGUACGGCAUGGACGUACUCACUGUGGCUGUGCUCUCCAUCCUUCUCACCGCGCCAGUCGGAGCUCUUAUCAUAGGCCUGUGUGGACCAUGCCUGCUGCAGAAACCAAAGAUUUCAGCCUGUGGUGAGCGAGUCAAACCGAAUUUAUCAGCUUUUUUCUUAGGCACUGCGGCAGGUGGCGAUGAGGACAAUGACACGCCGGUCACGUAUGAAAGUACUCUCUGACAUCUUCAGUCUCAAUGCAAGCAAUGGGAUGUUGAAUCAAAAAUGUUUUAAUUUGAGGGCAUUUUGUCUGCAACUGCUGAAACACUAUCAGAUUGUCCAUUAUUAGGGAACUCCUCAAUGUUAACAUCUAUUUCUGUAUUGAAUUGUUUAUGGAACAUUCGAGUCAAGUUUUAAUUUGAAACAAAAUAACCGGAAUGACAUGUUGGUUAUGUCAGCUCUCCUUUAGCCACCGAGUGGCUUGCUUUUGUCUUGCUGUCUCCGGACAGCUCCUGCUGUUCUCUCUCCAGCUGGAGCACACACGUGAAUGACAUUUAUUUAUCGGUACUGGUGAUUUCCAGAUCACAAACAAAUGAUCCACAUCUGAGCAUGUGAAUGGUCACGCAGCGUACGAGAGUCAAAAUGUUCAUAAUAAUUGAAUGAAAUAGUUUUAUGAAUGUUUUCCAUUUUUUAAUGAUUGUGGUUGUUCCUAUUUGUUAAAAUAAGGGAAUCUGGCUCACAGUAAUACUAAUGAUUACAAGUCGCCAAUGCAGUUACUAAAUUGUGAAUUAGUAUAUUUUUUAAAACAUGAGUUUAUGUUUUACACUUAAAUUUUAAGUAUCAUUUGUUACCAAAUUGUGUAAAAACUCAGGAAAGUGUAUAUACAAUAAUUCAAAUAUUUCCCUUUGCUUUGAAAUUGAGGCUGAAUCAUAAUCACAAAAUCAGCUUUUAUUAGUUAUUUUUAUCAUGUUUUGUUCCUUUCAUUUCUUAAAAAAAGUAUGCAGUGUAAUUUAAGGCAUUUAAAGAGGUUACAUUUAUUUAUAUUGUGUGAUACUUUGUGUCCAGUAUUAGAAUAUUUAUUAAUUAUAUAUGGAAUUCAGAAUUAGUUUUUUACGGAACAUAAUGAAAUAAAUAUGUUUUCCCAUGGUGAA